Molecule: messenger RNA, 1921 nt
Organism: Amaranthus tricolor (Joseph's coat)
Lineage: Eukaryota; Viridiplantae; Streptophyta; Magnoliopsida; Caryophyllales; Amaranthaceae
Exons: 6
Coding region: 223-1515 (430 amino acids)
Source: RefSeq, a predicted model, not a curated record
ACCGUUGCCAUUAGAGAGAAGAAAUCAGAAUUAGAAAACCCUAACAUCAAAUUCUAGUGAAGAGACCGAAAGGAGUUUGAAUGUCUCAACUGGCGGAACAUUUGGUAUCCAUUUUCGGUUACGGAAAAGUAUAGAGUGAAUCAUUUCUACUUCCUAGCGUUGAUGAUAUGGUUGAUAUUAUUAAUCCCCAUAAGAUUUGAGAAUACUUUGAGUUGAUUUGAAAUGAGUGUGAUAAGCGAUAAGACUGGAAACAUUAUAGACCCUUGUAACGACAAGGCUAUUGUAGUUAAGAGCGAUGCCUCUAAAUCUAGGAUUCAGAAUAGCAUAUCAUCUGGGUCAUCUGAAUCUGGUGCAGCUGGGCGUACCGAUAAUGUAGAUGAUAAUUUCGAUGACAGCAAUGUUACUCCGAAAAAUAAUGUUAAACCAUCUUCAAAUAGGCCACGUGCCUCCAAAUCAAGACGACGUGGCUCGAAAUCGCCACCGAAUGCUCCCAGUACAACACCAAUGUUUCUUCCUCCUCUACCAUGGUUGCCCGACAACUCUGGUUUUGCUUCCGAUUCGGGGAAUCAGGUGGCAACCUCCAUCCGCAGAACGUUUGAGAAACAUCAAGAUCCCAAUGGAUGGGCAUGGAGGCACCUAUCGAGGGAAACGAUAGAGAUCUAUUGGCAGGAGUUUCAAAAACAAUGGUCUUGGAAUCCUGCCAUUACUAGUAUAGUCCAAAGGGAGUGGGAAAAGAAGGCAAAAGUUCGCUAUAAGGACCUAAUCUUCAUCCAUAGGAGGACAUACGAGGCCGACAAUACCUACAAGCCCACCUGGGCUACUACAACCUUAUGGAAUUCCUGGAUCGCAGGCUGGAAUUCCGCCGAGUGCAGUGCCCAGCGCACAAGGAAUGCAACCAAUCGGCGAAGGGGAAAGGCGGAGAGAAAUGCUGAGUCCACCCAUACAGGUGGCUCAGUUUCCCAUCUUAGGACAUUGCGUGUUUUGGAAAAAGAAAAUCGACGAGCUCCUACUUCGUACGAGCUGUUUACUCGUACCCAUCGGGUGCGAACCAAAGAUGGGUUGCAGUGGGUCAACGAUAAAGCACAGAUGAUUCAUGAUGAAUAUACUCGCCGAAUAGCUGCUUUACCAGAAGAGGCGCAUGUGGAUGAUCUAAAUGCCAUUUAUUUGGACGUUGUUCAGAACAUCGAAUCAGAGGCUCCAAAGAAGAAGUCAAAGAAAGCGGUCUAUGGCGUGGGCUCUGCGGCGCAGCACUUAUACGCCGACAUUGUAGCGCCUCAGUCACAAUAUACUACUACUCCACCUCCACAAGUGAACUUAGAUGAGCGCCUCUCGCAAAUCGACGAGAGAAUACAGAGGAUGGAGGAUGACCUUAGCCGAACAAUGAAACAAGAGCAGAUAACUACACUAAUCGAGGAACAGCGCAAGUUGCGGGAGGACGUCAACCAUCUGCUUCGAUUCAUUGCUACCUGUUUUCAGAAGUAUGAGCCCCCACCACCACCAUCGUCGCCAAAGUAGAUAAUUUUAGUAUAUAUUGAACAGUUUUAUUUUGUUUUGGGGUGUUCGAAAAAACAGACACGACUCACCUGAUCUGUUGACCAAAAGCUUUAAUGACGGGCCUAUGUUAAAAGAAAAUGGAAACUUUCGGGUUGAGUCAUGGGCCUUAUGCUAAUUAUUGUCGGGUAUCUAUUGACCCGUUUCAAAUAUGGAGGAUUUUGUAAGUGGCUAAGCAUAGGUUACAGUAGUAUUCCAUUAUUCCAUACAAAGAUUCCAUGAUCAUCACUUUUUCACUAACAUUUUUGGGAUUUGUUUUUGUUAAGGUCAACUGUCCAACUCAUAUAACAUGCAGAAUAGGCAUAGCCAGUGCCCAAUAGCAAGAUCUAACCCAAAUAGCCAAAUCAAGCUUUAAGCCUAAAUUAGUACU